Messenger RNA from Dipodomys spectabilis (banner-tailed kangaroo rat), 4311 nucleotides. It is a transcript of the gene Tcf7l2, whose product is annotated as transcription factor 7 like 2. Gene Ontology annotation, molecular function: DNA-binding transcription factor activity, RNA polymerase II-specific; RNA polymerase II cis-regulatory region sequence-specific DNA binding. Bases 534 to 2555 code for a protein of 673 amino acids. Gene Ontology annotation, biological process: canonical Wnt signaling pathway; regulation of transcription by RNA polymerase II. The transcript is spliced from 16 exons. The record is from RefSeq and is a predicted model, not a curated record. Gene Ontology annotation, cellular component: catenin-TCF7L2 complex; beta-catenin-TCF complex. Lineage: Eukaryota; Metazoa; Chordata; Mammalia; Rodentia; Heteromyidae.
CUCCGCUCCCAGACUACUCCGUUCCUCCGGAUUUCGAUCCCCCUUUUUCUAUCUGUCAAUCAGCGCCGCCUUUGAACUGAAAAGCUCUCAGUCUAACUUCAACUCACUCAAAUCCGAGCGGCACGAGCUCCUCCUGUAUCUUCGGCUUCCCCCCCCUCUGCUCUUUAUAGCUGACUUCUUGUUGUUGUUGGUGUUUUUUUUUCCUUAACCCCCCUUUUUAUUUAUUAUUUUUUUUUUUUUGCACAUUGAUCGGAUCCUUGGGAACGAGAGAAAACAAGAAAUCCAAACUCACGCGUGCAGAAGAUCUCCCCCCCUUCCCCUCCCCUCCUCCCUCUUUUCCCCUCCCCAGGAGAGAAAGACCCCAAAGCAGAAAAAAAAAAAGUUCACCUUGGACUCGUCUUUUUCUGGCAAUAUUUUUUUUUUUUGUGGGGGAAAAACAAAACUUUUUUUGGGGGGGCGGUUGAUUAUUUUUUUGGCUUUUCUUCUUCCUUCAUUUUUCAUCCAAAAUUGCUGCUGGUGGGUGAAAAAAAAAAAUGCCGCAGCUGAACGGCGGUGGAGGAGAUGACCUAGGCGCCAACGACGAACUGAUUUCCUUCAAAGACGAGGGCGAGCAGGAGGAGAAGAGCUCGGAAAACUCCUCGGCGGAGAGGGAUUUAGCUGAUGUCAAGUCGUCUCUAGUCAAUGAAUCAGAAACGAAUCAAAACAGCUCCUCCGAUUCCGAGGCGGAAAGACGGCCUCCGCCUCGAUCCGAAAGUUUCCGAGAUAAAUCCCGGGAAAGUUUGGAGGAAGCGGCCAAGAGGCAAGAUGGAGGGCUCUUUAAGGGGCCACCGUAUCCCGGCUACCCCUUCAUCAUGAUCCCCGACCUGACGAGCCCCUACCUCCCCAACGGAUCGCUCUCACCCACCGCCCGAACCCUCCAUUUUCAGUCCGGCAGCACACAUUACUCUGCGUACAAAACGAUUGAACACCAGAUUGCAAUUCAGUAUCUUCAGAUGAAAUGGCCGCUACUUGAUGUCCAAGCAGGGAGUCUCCAGAGCAGACAGGCCCUCAAGGAUGCUCGCUCUCCAUCGCCCGCACACAUUGUUAGCCCCCUCCCUUGCUGCCCUCAGGGACAUGGCUGCCAGCACUUCUGCCCCCCCUCAGACUUCACUGUCAGCACGCCAGUCUUCAGGGACAUGAAAAGCAACCACUCCUUACAAAAAGUUGGGGAGCCCUGGUGUUUGGAGUCGAACAAAGUGCCCGUGGUGCAGCACCCCCACCAUGUCCACCCGCUCACGCCUCUCAUCACCUACAGCAACGAACACUUCACCCCGGGAAACCCACCUCCACACUUACCAGCUGACGUAGACCCCAAAACAGGAAUCCCACGGCCUCCACACCCUCCAGAUAUAUCUCCGUAUUAUCCACUAUCGCCCGGCACUGUAGGACAGAUCCCCCAUCCGCUAGGAUGGUUAGUACCACAGCAAGGUCAACCAGUAUACCCAAUCACGACAGGAGGAUUCAGGCACCCCUACCCCACAGCGCUGACUGUCAACGCUUCCAUGUCCAGCUUUCUGUCUUCUAGGUUCCCUCCCCACAUGGUCCCACCACAUCAUACUUUACACACGACCGGCAUUCCCCACCCGGCCAUAGUCACACCAACAGUCAAACAGGAAUCCUCCCAGAGUGACGUCGGCUCCCUGCACAGCUCAAAGCAUCAGGACUCCAAAAAGGAAGAAGAAAAGAAGAAACCCCACAUAAAGAAACCCCUUAAUGCGUUCAUGUUGUAUAUGAAGGAAAUGAGAGCAAAGGUGGUGGCGGAAUGCACAUUGAAAGAAAGUGCUGCCAUCAACCAGAUCCUGGGGCGAAGGUGGCAUGCACUGUCUAGAGAAGAACAAGCAAAGUACUACGAGCUGGCCCGGAAGGAGCGACAGCUUCACAUGCAGCUGUACCCUGGCUGGUCUGCGCGGGAUAACUAUGGAAAGAAGAAGAAGAGGAAAAGGGACAAGCAGCCAGGCGAGACCAAUGAACACAGCGAAUGUUUCCUAAAUCCUUGCCUUUCACUUCCUCCGAUUACAGACCUGAGCGCUCCUAAGAAAUGCCGAGCGCGCUUUGGCCUUGAUCAGCAGAAUAACUGGUGCGGCCCCUGCAGGAGAAAAAAAAAGUGCGUUCGCUACAUACAAGGUGAAGGCAGCUGCCUCAGCCCGCCCUCUUCAGAUGGAAGCUUACUAGACUCGCCACCCCCGUCCCCACACCUGCUAGGCUCCCCUCCCCAAGACGCCAAGUCACAGACUGAGCAAACCCAGCCACUCUCGCUCUCCCUGAAGCCUGACCCCCUGGCCCACCUGUCCAUGAUGCCUCCGCCACCGGCGCUCCUGCUGGCCGAGGCCGCCCACAGCAAGGCCUCUGCCCUCUGUCCCAACGGGGCCCUGGACCUACCACCUGCCGCCCUGCAGCCACCCAUCAUCCCGUCCUCAUCACUUGCACAGCCAUCGACAUCUUCCUUACAUUCCCACAACGUGCUGACUGGGACCCAGCCCCAGCCUCUGUCCCUCGUAACCAAGUCUUUAGAAUAGCUUUAGCUUUGUCAGCCCUGCCUGAGAUGAGUGCUUUCUUCUUGGUUUCUUGAUUUGCUCCUCUCCCCACCCCUCACCCCUACUUGGAAAGCUUUUGUUUUGUACUCUUUUAAUUUUGUGCCACGUGGCUACAUGAGUUGAUGUUUAUCGAGUUCAUUGGUCAAUAUUUGACCCAUUCUUAUUUCAAUUUCUCCUUUUAAAUAUGUAGAUGAGAGAAGAACCUCAUGAUUCUACCAAAAUUUUUAUCAACAGCUGUUUAAAGUCUUUGUAGCGUUUAAAAAUAAAUAUAUAUAUAUACAUAACUGUUAUGUAGUUCUGAUAGCUUAGUUUUAAAAGACUGAUUAAAAACAAAAAGAAAAAAAAAGAGAGAGAGAGAAGCAAUUUUGAAGCAGCCCUCCAGAAGGAGUUGGUUCUGUAUUAUUUGUAUUAAAUACGAGCUUGCGAACCAAUCAUUUUACACCUGGUUUUUGAACCAGAAGGGCACAAUGGAUGCCGUGCCAUUACCUUUAUUUUUUUUUCUCUGUGUGAAACAACUUUUAUUGUGAUGUUACUUGUUAUUGUUUAAAUGUACAGAAACAAAGGGUUAAAAAUGUGUUAAUAUACCUUGUUCCUUGGUGUUGUUCUUUUGUGGGGAGGGGGUUGCUACUCAACAAUUAAUGGAAUCAUCAUGCUUUUGGACCAGUAGUAUUUAUUGCUUUAGAGGUUGCUUGUUGUACUUGUAUGUUGUCUCUUUUUAAAUAUGUUUUGUUCCCCUUUUUCUUGGAACUGUAUAAAGUUUUUUUCCCCCUCCCUUAGCAUAAGCAUCUUAUAUAUAACAACUCAUUUGUACAAGGUUUUUAAGUUUAUAUAUAAAAAUGUGUAUAUAUAUUUUUUGUUUCCCUUUUUUUUUGACUUCUUUUUUUCUGUCUGAAACCCAGAUACCGCCAAAUGGACAUUAAUAGUUGCAUCAAGGAUCAGUAGCAUUAACAAAAGUUGCUUCAAAAGCCAUUAAGUAAAACAAGACUUGAACUGUAGUGAGGGAAUGUUAGAUGCUGUCUGAGCAGCAGUGGGAACUGCCCUUGUUUUGCCCCGCCCUUGAAUCCUAGUCAGACGCCCUGCACCCUUAGGACAUGGACUGACCGUGUGCAAAACUUGAUGUGCCAAAACUCUCAGUGACUUUAGCUUUCUCCCUUUUUGAUGCUGUACUUUCUGUUCAUCAUGUUUUGCUGUGAUGUUACAUAGGUAGAUUUGUAUGUAGUUUUAAUGUCACCUAUAACAAAAUGUGUUUGAUAGCAGAUUGUCCAGAAAGCAUUUUAAAUGAAGAGGUAUAAACCCUUAAGGGCCAAAAUUCUGUAUAUUAGAUUACUCUUAAAUGAAAAAUCCAGCUGCCGCUUCUAUGGACGUAUAUUACAUACAAGUAGGUAGCGAACUUUAAAAAUAAAAAAAAAAAAACCUAGGCAUGUUGAUGUUGCAAAUGCUGUAUAAAGCUAAGACCUGUUCAUUCAGUGCCAUUGUAGUUGACAUGAAGCGAUUGUAAAACUGUCUCCGAUUUUUCUCUGGUUUAUUAAAAUGCUAACUAUAACAUUUUUUUCUUUUUUGUGAAUACUUUGAAUGUUUCCUAACAGUUGUGAUGUUACUGUUCCGUUUUAUGCUCUUAUUCCAAGUUCAUUUUGAAUGGUUUGGAAGCCAUUUUUGUAAUGAAUAAAUGUCCAUGCUGUACAGUACCUGUAGCAUGCCGUUCUGGAUUAAUAAAAGCAACUUAGUAUGUGCAGAGAAA